AUGUCCCCGCCUGUGGUCCCGGCGACGUCGCAGCUGGAGCCGCAGGCGGGGGUGUUGGCCAACGUCUCCUGCACCGAGUACGUGUACGGUGGAGGGUCGCAUGCGCCGGCCGUGCACCUCCGCGAGCGCUGGAGCGAGGUGGUGUCGCUGCCCAGGUUCCGCGAGUGGAACGCGGCUGCCGCGGGGGACGGCGACCGCUACGGGCGGUGGCUGAUGGGCAACCUGCUGGAGAGGGGCGCCUACCUGCUGGAGGAGACCGAGCCCGCGGCGCAGGAGCGCGACGCCGCACUGUUCCGCUCCAUGGGCGUGCUCCGCGAUCGGUACCUCGCCCUCAAGGCGGAGAUCGAUGCGGGAAGCACGCUCGAGGAGGCCAUCUGCGAGGGCAUGAAUUUGAACCCUCUCCACGGCCACGACGUCGCAGCCGCGGAAGUGCAGGAGUGGGUGCGCCGCUGCGAGGAGCACCUGGAGCGCGUGCUGAAUUCGCCGACCUCUACGGCGGACAGCGAGCCGCGCGCGAUCCCCUCGCCGACCUCCACGGCAGACAGCGAGCAGCGCGCGAGUCCAUCGCUCGCCUCCACGGCGGACAGCGAGGAGUGCGACGCAGAGUGGAGCACCCAGCAGGGCGAGCCUUAUUUGCGCGCGUUGCUCGCCUCGGCCUCCGCUGGUCGCCAGGCGCUCUUCAUCUCCUACCGGACCAGGGGCAUCGGAAGCAAGCUGACCUACCUCAACCAUUGGCACUGCGAUUUUGAUGCGCAUGACACGAAGCGGGAUGAGCACAACCUCGGCGAACAAAAAUUGGAGGAUUUCCUUAUGUUGUGGCUCUGGUUCGUGGCGCAGAGCCUGAGGAGGAAGAGCGAGGCCCAGGCUCGCGGCGAGGCAGGCCUGGAGGUGCAGCUACCGCCAGACUACCCGCCGCUGGACGCGUGCUCGGCGGAGGGCGGCGCGUUCCACGGCCAGCUGCCGCACCCAGGCAAAGCGCUGACCGAGGAGUUCGCAGCGCUGCGGGCGGAGCUCACCAGGCUGCUGCGCGCGCACCGCUACGACGUGUGCAACCUCUGGUUCACGCUGGACGUCCCCAGGCGCCCGCGUACUGCCCUUGUAGUGCAGUCCUCACCGGUCUUCCUGGACCGGGCCAGAGAUCUACGGCUGAUGGACGAGUUCAUCACGGAGCCCCUGGAUGAGGCAUCUUCCGUGCCCACCGUGCUGUCGCGCGAUUUGCUGAGCUCGAUCCCGGGGCCUGAUCUGCAUGUUUGCCUGCUCUUCCGCUCCAGCUGGUACUCGCACCGCUCCUGUGCGCUGCGGUACGCGGAGGAGGAUAAGAAGCGCGAUUCAGCUGCCGAGAGCCGGGGGAGCGCCGUCUCCGAGGACUCCGCCACCACCUUCCGCCGCAACAACAUGGAGGCGCGGUUUCUGGUCCUCGACGCAGGCGGUCUCCGCGCGCUGGCGGAGUGGGUGGUGAAAGUCCAGCGGGCCUGCGAACGCAUGGCGGCCGCCGCGGGAGCUUGA
This is a messenger RNA of Prorocentrum cordatum, 1506 nucleotides long. Lineage: Eukaryota; Dinophyceae; Prorocentrales; Prorocentraceae. The record is from the annotation of a GenBank genome assembly.